Spirodela intermedia is the source of this 6408-nucleotide messenger RNA. The record is from the annotation of a GenBank genome assembly. Lineage: Eukaryota; Viridiplantae; Streptophyta; Magnoliopsida; Alismatales; Araceae.
AUGCACUCGUUCGGGUACCGGGUGAACGCCUUGGUGACGUUCGCCGUGACGAUCCUGGCGAUGCUCUGCGCAAUGGCCUCCCUCUCCGACAACCUCAAUGUCCCCUCUCCGACCGCCGAAGUCGAGGUAGGGUCUUCUCUUCUUUGCUCGGUGUCAAUGGACUUCGAAUCGUGUUUGUCCCCUUUGACGUGAUCGAACUUUCUCCCAUAACAGAUUUUAUCAAAUGUGUAUUCAAUUUUUCCAUUUUGACGGGCAUUCAAUGGGAAUUCAUUUUUGUUCUUUGUAUGAUUGUUGUAGCGGACAUAUUUCUGAGUCACGAUGACAUUUUCCUCCCGCAUGUUUGAAGAACGUUUCCGUUAAAACUUUGAAAGUUUUGUAAACGCCGAUGCAUUAUUAUCUCUUCGAAAUUUUUCGCGUUGCUUUUAGCGAGAUCUAUGCUGUCGUCUGUCACUGCUAGGUUCCUGAAAAAUGCUCGUGUCUAUUUCCUUUUUUUGAUAUAUUUUUUUGCAUAUUUUAGGUAUUAAAUAUAAACUGGUUCCAGAGACAGCCUAAUGGAAAUGACGAGGUGAUCAUCAACCCUCUCAAAUAAUUUUUAUGAUUUUUUGGUUUAUCAUUUAGCAUCCAAUGUUAAAUUUUUCUUUAUUGUUCUUUUGUAUGCUUAAAACUCCUUAUAUGCAUCUCUCUAUGUUGUAGGAAAAAACUCAAAAACUGUCAAAAAAUGGCAUUUCUAUAGCAUGAUCCAUGAUCAGAACCCUCGUCUAUUUCAUAAUCAUGACACGAUGCCUUUUUUUUUGUUAAUUUUCUUUAAUGAUGAAAGGCCAGGCGCUCCUCAUCCUCUACUUGUCAACUACAUCCCGUUCUCUGCCUGAUAGGACGCAACUCACCACACUUUCCUCUCCAAUGGGCUACACCAAAUCCUCUCUUGCUGCUCCCUUGAUGCAGCACUGACGUAGGAGAUAGCAGAAUCUGGCAUUGAAUCUAGGAAGCAUGACGAAGAAACCAGGUUUUGAAUCCUCAGAACUGGCAAAUCUAACCAUUGAAUUCACAAGGGCUUGUUGAGGCGGGCGACUUUAAAUCCACAAGAUCAAGAUGGUUCCUCUUGAAUCCACAAGGGUUGCUUGAAUUCACAUGCAAAAAGAUAGAAACUUAAAAGGAGGGAAAAUUUCUUAAUAACUGAGCAAUGCCUCUAUUGCUACAAUGUGGGUACUUUAAAUAGGCUGAGUUUCCGUUAUGGCGCCCUUAGAAGGACGGAUUGGUUUUAGUGACACUUUAGAAUAGAUUUCAAGCGCUUUAAAACCGCUCUUAAAAAUACCUUUAAAAUGUGCUUUAAACCGCUUUUAAAAAAUGCUUUAAAAAUGCGUUUAAAAUAGGGCAUCAAAACAAAUUCAAAACGUACUAAUAGCAGGAAAACUAAUCUUUGAUGCGUUUAUGAUGGGUUUUAUUAUGGGCAUAAUCUUAUUUUCGGCCUUUUAUGGUCUUGUUAUCUUUUUCACCCAUCCAUCACACAUCCAGAAUGCUUAGCCCACCAAUUUUCAGCCACCUGAGUAAAAACAUUUCGCUGUUCUCUUUUAUUGAAGUGAUGCCCUACACACGGCCUCCUUCCGCAGACUCAAUCCCCUUUGGCUUAGCAUGGCUCGCCCUCUAGCUCUAUCCCUUUAUGUGGUCUCAUGUCUCUCCUGCAACGGCCUAGCACUUGGCUUCUCUCCAGCCCGUUAUUCUUGUCCCCAUUUGUGGGUGCCUAGGCCUCUCCCUGUCUAGUGAUAGACACCUGCUCACCUCUCCUCGUCAUCUCUUGAUCCUUGUUGGUGUUAACUGUGGCCAAUUCGCUCUGAGGAGACAACAAGUGAUAGAAAGACUUUUGGAUAUCUGUUAAGCAGUUUCAGGGGACUAAAUGUCAACGAAAACAAAGAUUUACAUUAUAUUAUGUGGAGGAACCAUAGCGGGUAUUCCUCCAAAAAGUAUUCCUCUAUUGGAGUUAGAUUUUUUAGCUGAAAUGUAUCCCUCAUGAGCAUUGCCCAUUACUGUUUAUGGGCUUUGAAUUUUUGUCUACAAUUUUUCUGUUGGAUUUCCCGUUUUGUAGAUGAGUCAGUGUAUAUAUUCAUUAUCCCCGUCCAUAUUUCCUCUUUUUGAAUGUUUUGCGAAAAUGUUAUGUAACAGAUUUUUGUAUGAUAGUCUUCAUCCUUCUCUUUCAUUAUUUGAAUAUUUGCUUUAUAUUGGUCUAACUUCUUGUUGAAUAUAUAGUUUUUUUGUUAUUAAAAUUUCAUUUCAUUCAGGUGAGCUUGACAAUGAAUAUAUCUGCCAACCUUCAGACAGUGUUUACUUGGAACACGAAGCAGGUACACAAAAGGAUAAUCCUUCGUAUGAGGAAUUUUGUUGUUCUUUGUUCAUAUUGUUAAUUUAUUCUCUAUUGAUUUUUCCUGAAUUCAAUGAGAUGACCUCCUCAAUUAGAAAUAUUUCUUGUACUCAAAGUGUCAUAAUUAUCUCAGGCAAGUGCUUAUUUCAUUUUUUGGCCAAUGCUAAGUAGAUUUCCUGCAACAUUUUAUUUUGCGAGUCUUCUUCUAAGCAAUGGUCCUCACAACAUGACUGAUAGGUAGUAAGGCUUUGUUAAAAUUCUUAAAUCUGAUUAGGCCAACGGGUCCUCUAGUCCAUCUUAGUGGAGGACUGUAUUCUUCUCCUUACUACCUCCUUUUCUGAAGGCCCUUCUUUUUGCAUUAGUUUUGUUAACAUAUUUUGACAACUUAUUGACAGAGGUCUAGACUUCAAGAGAACAAACAGCCGAUUGCUUAUGAAGCUUUUUGUCUCCAGCUUUGGAUAGCUUCUCAUCUCCAUCUGAGGUCUUCAAAUUCCUUUUCUCGAAUACGAUUAUUGAAGAUUUUGAUCAUCAACAUUUGUACUUUUCCUUCUCCUCAAAAACCGGAAUGAUCUUGAAUUUGAGCAUGUCUUUCUUUAGUAGAAGCAACCAUUUGAAAGCCACAUUUGGCUAUGUUUCUUUAUCUCAGUGGCGUCGCCAUUUCCUUCUUUAUGUAUUUCAGUCCAUAAGCAUUUUUAAGCAUAUUCAGCUUUAGAAACUCUUCAAUGUUAAGUGCCUAUUCUUCUGCUUGAAGAACAAUCCAGCAGCUCAUUUUCCCCGUACGCAACCCAUAUAAUUACCUUCUUACCGUUUUUCCUUUUGAGCAAAUGUACUGCUGCCACUUCCAUUGGAUGGAACAUCCUUUGAACAGUUUUUGCACUAGCUCAUUAAAUACUUCGACUGAGUCAAGCCCCUUAAAAUUUGGAACAUUUUAAAGCUUUAUUCUUGAAGCCAUAGUAAAGACAGGACUCGAUUGUAAUCAGUCUUCGAAAACCCAUGUAGUGGCUGGAGGGUGGAUCCGGUAUUUCCGCUUGGAUGAUUCUCCUAAUUAAUUUUCAAUGUCCAAUACAUUAUUUGACUAUUUCUGCCUUCUGUUCCAUUGAUAAUACGUUUUCUUCCCUAGGAAAUCUGGCAUUUCAGUUAAAAUAAACCCCAAUGCAUCAAGCUUUCGGAAUACUGUAUUGCAGUACCUCUUGAAUCAGUACUCUGUAUUUUUCAUUGUUGUUGGGCCAUAAACAGAGAUCGAAGCCCACUCUAACUGAUCUUGUUUUCCUCUGAAGAUUGAUUCCCUACCAUGCUGUGUCCGCGUUCAUGGAAAAAUAAUGAGCAAGUUUUCUUUCAUUCUAUGUCACGCACUGAUCCAGCGUCUGUAAUUCUUUUUCUAUUAUUAAUUAAAAGGGAUUUAAAGGCUUCCUCAGAAAAAAAAAAAAAAAAGUGGAAGAAGACGUUGAGCAUAUUUGCUCAUCUUUGUUUUUGAAAAUUUUCAAGAUGGUGUAUGCCUGUGUAUUAUGACUGUAAGGGCUACAUGCAAAUUACCAACCAUAUAAAAAUCAAAAGUGCUGGAGAUAACAUGACUGGCAGAAAUACUACGACUAGAAGGCACAGCAGAGACAAACGAUCUUCCUCAAGAAACAAGAUGAUAGAUAGAACGAGGGAAAAAAACGCCUAGAAGAAAGAUUAUCCCUGACCUUAAUCGAAUUCAUUAAGCAAGUCUGAUGAUUACUUCCCACUUCCGCUGCUCUUGGCUGAUUAAUCUCUUGAAUCUGUCACAAGUGGGAAACCUCUUGGUGACCAGUUUCUGUGGGAACUUUUAUUUCUGAGGGGAGUCAACUCUUGCAAGCCGUUCUCCCCCUCUGAAAUCUAGACCCACCAUUAGCAUGAUCUUUUGCAAGAGAAUAAACAGCAAACAACAAUUUUGGAUUCCUUCUUCAUUUUCACUUGACCUCCUGAUCUCUGUUGUCUAAAAUAUAUUCCACCACACAUUUGCUUAUCUACGUUGAUCUAUCACCAAUUGUUCGUCAUCUACUGUACGCAAUAUAUUUUUUUGCAUAUUAUUUUUCGUUUCAAACAUUUUCCUACGUCCUUUCUAUUAUGACGCAUGGAUUUUGAUCUGUUGUAAAAUAAAUUUUAGUGUUCACUUCUUGGUGCAAUUUUUUUAUUUUCUUGAAUUUUCUUUCAUCCGCUGGUUUUUAGAAAUUAUUCCGCGGUAGGGACUCCUAGCCUCUUGACCGAUAUAUAAUAUCCUCCGUGGUAAAAUUUUCCAUGCUUUUCUCUCAUGUUAGCCCUAUACAGGUAUUUGUCUUCGUAGCUGCAGAGUAUGAAACUCCACAGAAUUCCUUGAACCAGGUAAGUUUGAACAACUUCUCACCAUUCCAUGCGAAAAAUGCAAUAUCUGUUGCCUCUUUCCUCAGCUAUGCAUAGCAAUCUGAACGCUUCAGCGGCCACAAUUGUAAUUAUAUAAUAAUUUAGGAUAAUCCUUUCAAUCUUUUGGUAGUUAAUGGGGGCAACGUCAAUGAGACCAAACAGAAGGUGCAUAAAAUGGUUUACUUAGGAAUCUCGAGAUGAUGCAAGAAAGUGCGAUUCUCUUUGAAAUCACCUCAAAAAGCAUGAUGCUACAUUCACUUGACAGUCAACUUAUCUAAGCCCAAUCCUAUGGCUGCUAAUUUUUCUUCGGUAUUUCCUUGGAAAACUUGGCGUCUGUUCAUCAUUAACCCGCAGUUUAUGUUGACUUGGGUAUAGAUCCAAUAUAUAUAUAUAUAUAUAUAUUAUACAAAUUUGUGUAUAGUUCCUGCUGGCCAUGGCACUUGAAUGUGUUAAAAUGGAAAGAGACGCACUUCAUUUUGUUCCCUAUUAGUUCCUUUUCUAGGGAUUUUUACCAAACUAAGUAGCCAUUCUUUCGUGGUCCAACAACCUUCAUGAAACUCUCAUUGACUUCUCCCUACCCGCUAAAUGGCUGUUCAGCCUAAAUUAACUCAUAACUCCACUCUGGAUACAAGGCGGAAAAUACAGAAAACUUAAAGCACGCACAUAUCAUUGAGUCCUCGUUCAGAUGCUUUUUCUCUUCUUUUUUUUCUCUUUUUUUUUUUUAUUUUAAAACCGGUUGCUUUCAUAAGUAACGCUUAUCGGAGAUGGGAUUAUGAGAAUGUUGAUGAGGAUAUUUAGUUCAGAUUGAUAUUUCAUCAGAAUUACCGAUUAGUCCUGUCCCCUUUUUCUUUGCUACUCGUGCAAGGAUUGAUUUCUCUUGUACUAUAUAACAUGCUUCGCUCCCUCUUUUUUUUAAUAAAAAAACUCAUAAUUAUAAUUUUUUUAUUAAUUCUUUUGGAUUUAUUUCUUGGUUUCUCCUUUUUGUUUUUCUCUCUACAUCUCAUAUUAUGCAGAAUAAAAUUAUCUCAUAAUUUCUCAAAAUCUAGAUCUCCUGUUCUUGACUCGAUGAAAUUGAAAUAUUUCCCACAUCACCGCACGUUGCCUUUGCAAAAUAGAGAACAGACGGCGGAGAUUUGUCACAGAAGACAACCCUUUCGAGAAAGCUCGGCCGUUGACUCAAUAAGUCAACGCCACUUACUCCGGGAACCCAUCCCGGGCUCUGUUUUUUGUUAUUAUUUAUUGUUCUCAUAUCUCCCUCUGAUCUAAGUUCUGACUUUGUAAGUUCACGCUGCAUAUUUCAUGAAGAUCAGCAUCUCACCGGUGGCAUCUGUUUGGAUCAGGUUUCUCUUUGGGACGGAAUCAUCCUCUCCAAGGAUAGUGCGACAUUCUCCAUCCACACCACGAACAAGUACCGCUUCAUCGAUCAGGCAAGCAACUGAAUGAGUUCCUGGGUUGCUUCUUAUUUCUGAGCCUGGUUGAUUCCCAGGCCCAAAUAUAGAAUAAAAAUGGUCGAUCUGACUCUGGUGAUGUCCCAACAUCUUGUUCUUGUUGUUCUUGCUGUUCUUCAGGGGAGCAACCUCCGGGGGAAGGAUGUCAACCUGACCCUGCACUGGCACGUCAUGCCGAAGACAGGGAAGAUGUUCGCCGAUCGGAUUGUGAUGGCGGGCUAUCGCCUCCCAGAGGAGUACAGAUAG